Rubroshorea leprosula is the source of this 1520-nucleotide messenger RNA. NCBI's taxonomy places the organism in Eukaryota, Viridiplantae, Streptophyta, Magnoliopsida, Malvales, Dipterocarpaceae. The record is from the annotation of a GenBank genome assembly.
CUAACCUUUCUUCCUUCUUCUGAUUCUGACUCUGAAAAUCUGAACUGAACCCCUUCGCUUCUUCAACCUCUAAAGUUCUGAUUCCUCUAUCUCUCACUCUCAAAUCAAAGCUCCACACUUUUAACCUUCGCGGAUCUGAUUUUGCCUCAAAAUGCUUGGUGGCUUGUACGGUGACCUUCCUCCUCCUUCUGAUGACGACAAGCCCACCACCAACUCCACCGUCUGGUCCAGCAGCGCCAAAAUGGCUCCACCUACCCUCCGCAAACCUUCCUCAGUCUUUGCGCCGCCCCAAACCAUUCUCAAAUCCCAAAACAAGCCUAAAAACCCCAUUCCUAGAACUGCUCCCAUCCCCUCCCCCUCCGUUACGCCUUCCCCUUCCGUCGUACCCCCUGCCGAUGACCUCGCCCACCCUGCCUUGGUAGCCGUCACCUCGACCGUAAUUGAAGAGUAUGACCCCGCAAGGCCAAAUGAUUACGACGAGUACCGAAGGGAGAAGAAGAGAAAGGCGAUGGAAGAGGAGAUGAGGAGGGAACUGGAGAGAAGGCGGAGGGAGGAGGAGGACAAGGAGAGGGAAAGGGAAAGGGAAAGGGAAAGGGAUAGAGAGAGGAAGGAGAGGGAUCAAGCCGAUUCUAGGUUGAAUAUAUCUGGUGAGGAAGCCUGGAGAAAGCGUGCAGCAAUGAGCGGGGCGGUGCCCAGGUCACCAUCUCCUCCUGGGAAUGUAGAUGGAUUUAGCAUUGGAAAGUCGGAUACAACUGGGUUAGGAGUUGGGGCCGGCGGCCAGAUGACUGCGGCUCAGAGGAUGAUGGCAAAGAUGGGAUGGAAAGAGGGGCAGGGGCUGGGGAAGCAGGAGCAGGGGAUCACAACUCCAUUGAUGGCCAAGAAGACGGAUAGGAGAGCUGGCGUAAUUGUCAAUGCUAGUGAAACUAAGCCGGAGAAGAAGGUGAAGAGUGUGAAUUUCAAUGGACCGCCCACUCGUGUCCUGCUGCUUAGAAACAUGGUGGGCCCUGGAGAGGUAGAUGAUGAACUAGAAGAUGAGGUUGGGUCUGAAUGUGCCAAGUAUGGGACUGUCACUCGAGUUCUGAUAUUUGAGAUAACAGAGCCAAAUUUCCCAACUGAUGAGGCAGUCAGAAUUUUUGUGCAGUUUGAGAGAUCUGAAGAAACAACAAAAGCAUUUGUUGACCUUGAUGGUCGAUAUUUUGGUGGCAGGAUUGUGAAGGCAUCAUUCUAUGAUGAGGAGAAAUUCAGUAAGAACGAGCUUGCUCCAAUGCCUGGGGAAAUUCCAGGUUUCACUUGAUGGAAUAAAAGAUUCAAGUGCAGGUAAAAGCUUCUUCAAUUAGAUGGAUUGAUAAUUGACAAUGGACAGUUAGGCAGUGUUAUAAGCAGCAUCAAAGUCGGAGUCAGCUUUAAUUUCUCUGGAUCAAAUAUGCUUGUAAUAUUCUGUGAACAGAAAUCAAUUCGUGUUUUGUAUGUUAAUGACUGUGAGCUGAUUUUCAUGAGCUUAAUAACAAUCUUAACAUCCA